ACGGUGAACGAAAGGCGAAGGCGCGGAAAAGCGCGUGAAAAUUCGAAUAAAAAGUUGAGGGAAAUGUGAGGCCCAAAUACGUGAGGCGCGACAUUUUCCGGACAAUAGUGUGUGAGCGUGUGCAUGUGCGUGAGUUUCAGUGACUCGAGGCUAGAGAGUAGAAAGCUAAUAGAAAGCAGGACUCAAAAAAGUGUUGUGUGUGAAUAAGGGAAAUCAAAACAAAAAUAUAUCAACAGCAGAUAUUGCCUGCCAUAGAUCAAAGCUCGUAAAGCAAAGUGUGAAUUGAUAGGACACAAAGCAAAGUGAUAGAAAAAAGAGCCGAAGGAGGAUUUGAAGCAGAGUGCAAAGGUUAUAGCUGCAGCCCUAAAAAGAGACAAAAAGGCACAAACCGAGUGGGUCAUCGCAAGAUGUUGACCCUGUGGACGGCACUCUUCUGCUGCCUGACGGGACUGGCCGUGUGCUACCAGCGGCAAUCCGUAAGCAACAAUAAUCACAAUAACGCCGAGGCGAAGCCCACCCACGCACCACCCUCGCAUUAUCCUCAUGGCCACAAGUGGAACGAGCCGUACUUUGAUCUCACGAUGCCCAGGAACAUCACAUCGCUGGUGGGCAAAUCCGCAUAUCUGGGCUGUCGUGUCAAGCAUCUGGGCAAUAAGACGGUUGCUUGGAUACGGCAUCGUGACCUGCACAUCCUCACCGUGGGCACCUACACCUACACGACGGAUCAGCGGUUCCAGACCUCCUACCAUCGGGACAUCGACGAGUGGACCCUGCAGAUCAAGUGGGCCCAGCAGAGGGACGCCGGCGUGUACGAGUGCCAGAUAUCCACGCAGCCCGUGCGCAGCUACUCGGUCAACCUGAACAUCGUGGACCUGAUAGACGCCGAGACCAGCGAUAUGAUGCAGCAGUAUUAUAACGACGACGCCUUCUAUAUAGCCGAGAAUCGGGUGUACCAGUCCAGUAACGAUGAGUUCGCCGGCAUGUUCGGACCCAUCCAGACAGUUGCGGUGCCCACGGCCACCAUUCUGGGAGGACCUGAUCUGUAUGUGGACAAGGGCAGCACCAUAAAUCUCACUUGCAUCAUCAAGUUCAGCCCGGAGCCACCGACCCAUAUCUUCUGGUAUCAUCAGGAUAAGGUGCUCAGCGAGGAAACUUCGGGCGGCCGGCUGAAAUUCAAGACCAUCAAGUCGGAGGAGACCAAAUCCAUUUUGCUCAUUUACGACGCGGAUCUCCUGCACUCCGGCAAAUACUCGUGUUAUCCUUCGAACACGGAGAUAGCCAGCAUACGCGUCCAUGUCCUUCAGGGCGAGCGACCCGAGGCGAUGCAAACGAACGCGGCACCGGCAGCCGUUGCCCUGGCCUCUUGGUCCUGUCAUUUUGGCCAGGCCACGCAGGCGGUCAGGGUAAUUAGCACAAUGGUGGCGGCACUUGUAUUGUUGGAGGCCUGCUCCUCGCUGCUUCUGCAGGGCGGUGGCGCUGGAGGAGGAGCAGGUGGAUGUCCUGGAGGAGGAUCGGCCGCAGGAGGAGCCACCACUCGAGUCAGAGAGAUGCGCACAAGUUACCCGCUUGACCCCAAGGUGCCCUCGACGACGUCCGCGGAGCGUGUCAAUAAUGGCAGCCGGAAUGCACGGUGAUAAAUUAAUGUCGCCCAGUUGGAAUUCCACCGCCAGUGCAGCGCCCGAGUGCAGCUGAAAUGAUUUAUAUUCGAAGUUACAGGAGCAUCACAGGAGCAAAAGCAGGAGCAGCAACAGCAUCUGAGGUCCUUCCACUCCAGCUGCAUGUAAUACCUAUCUGAAAAACCAACUAAUUAUGCUAAUGAUGGAAGGAGGAGGCUGCUGAAGCUGCUCCUGGAGCUGCUCCUCCUGCACCUCGGCAAGUUGUAAGUAAGCGUGUUUCUAAUUAAGUGGGCUGGGGAUUAGUUAGUUAGGCGGAAAUCGGAGCCAUGUACAUAAACUUCUCACGUAAAUUGCCAGCACACUAGCGAACCUAGCUAAAUGGAAAGCAUUUCGAACGAAUCAUCAAAUUAGAGAACUAUAUUCAAGUGGUUUGCUUAUAGAGCCAUGGCUAGAAGUUUAUAUAAAUAAUAAAGGAAAUGAGAAAGGAGAGCAGGGGUGUUUUGGAGCUAGUAGAGAUUUAAAAACAGUCAUUAAAGUGUCUAUGACCUAAGGUAGCGCAUAAUUUGUUCUAUAGCUAUAAGGCAAUUAAAAUUUAAUUUGUAUAUAGUGUAGCACUUGACAACUGUUUUUGAAUAUCUUCGGACUUCUGGAGGACGCCCCAUUAGUAACUUAAGUAUAUGCAUACAUACGUAGCGAAAGUUUACUCAGAUCGUUGUAAAUACUAUUGGGAUUCGUUCUUGAUUUAUGUGUGUGUUGCCCUUGGGUUACCCUGUAUAGCCUAGAGUUUAAGCAAUGUGUACAUACUUAGAGAUACAAAGUAGCUAACUGUUUUGACACGAACUUCUUCGAAGGUUCCUAAACUAAUUUUCUAUGAAAUGUACAUGUCCCAUGGUCUCUCUCAAUAAUCUAUGGGCACUUGGAUGUGAGAAUGUGAGAAUGCAUGAGAAAUUCCUGCCAAAAACCCGCCUCAGUUUGAAGUGCGACUUUCCGGCUAGCAAUUUAUUUAGAAGAAUUUCGAAUUUCUCCAAGUCAUGUGGGCAGUUCCUGUUCCCAUUUACCAUCUACCAACUACCAUCAACUCGAAGCAAUUGCUGCGAGUUCAUUGCUCUGCGAGUCCGGGCAAAUUUAGAGCCACCCAGUUCGGCAUGUCCGGUUGCAUUUAUAUGCCCUGCCAUACCGGAAAAAAGGCAUACUGGGCAAAAGACGUGGCCGAAGACACAACUGGCAAGUCACUUUUCACUCUUGUCAACAAAAUAUUUGCAUUUCCAUUUCGGUCCGAGGCCGUCGAAUGUGUUCACGUUUGACUUGGCUUUGGUCUUGGGUUUGGGUUUGGGUUUGAGUUUGAGUUCGUCUUGAAGGACUUUGCCCGGGAAAGCGGGCUCCUCUUCCUGUGCCACAUUUAAAAAUGUAUGGGUUCCAUGGCCGGCAAAUGGGACUGAGUUUAACUGAUCAAAAUUGUAAAUAAACCUGCAUAUAUACCAUAUGAAUAAACUAUAAAUUGUACUCAAGUAUUCGUGUGGUAGUCAUACAUUACAUAUACGAAACACACAAACAUAAGAAUGCACAGUGCUCGCAAAUCGGACAUAUAUAUAUAAAUAUACAUAUAUAUAUAGAUAUGGAUUUAUAUACGUAUAUGGAUGUAUCGAUAUUAAAAAUGUAAACCCAACGCAUGCAAAAUUAGUCGCGACAUGUAAAUGAAUGUUUAAUGGGUAAAUUAAUGUUGCCA
Molecule: messenger RNA, 3342 nt
Organism: Drosophila santomea
Lineage: Eukaryota; Metazoa; Arthropoda; Insecta; Diptera; Drosophilidae
Gene: dpr10
Product: zwei Ig domain protein zig-8
Exons: 8
Coding region: 408-1634 (408 amino acids)
Biological process (GO): synapse organization
Cellular component (GO): neuron projection membrane
Source: RefSeq, a predicted model, not a curated record